AAAUGUUAACUUAAUCGUGUAUAUUUUAAUAUAGUGAAUCGUUUUGUGCAAUUUGUAUAGGUAUAAAUGUAUAAUAUAUCAAUAUGAUAAACAAAUUUGUCUGUUUUAAAUUAUAAUAUAUUUUAAGCAUAUAAAAAUAAUAAUAAUAAAAAAAAAAAUAAUGAAUAAAAAUAAUGCCUGUUAAAUUAAUGUAAACUUAUUUAAUUAAAUGUGGAUAUGAAAUAUGAAUUAUGGUACUCAGAAACAGAAUAGAAAUAUAUAAGAUGAAUUAUAUCGCAUCCCCUAGGAUAAAAAUAUUAAUACAACCUACUAAGUCGUACUAUAAUUUUUAUGUUUAUAUCCUGUUAUUUGAGUAAACACACGGUGAACAUAGAACAUCGUCCCACACUAGGCUACAAGUCGUGCAUACUAGUUUAAGUACGCCUACAUUUGUUUCAUUUGGUGGGUGAUUUUAAACUUAUGACCUACUUGUAUUAAUAAAUUUUAAUUUGAAACACUAUAAUCAGCGAGAAAAUAUUGUUCAACAUUUUUAUUUUUUAUACUUUAGGCAUAAAUAUUUCUAACGUCGAUAAUGGAGUAAGCUCUAUUGCAACCAGACUAGACGGGGGUUCAAGUGUGAAAAAAACUGCAGACAUGGCGUAUGUUAGCAAACACAAUGAUUUUAAUAAAAAGCCGACAGAUGAACGCAAAUCAUCAAGCGGUUCAGAUUCUUUCAUGGGAGAUGCACGUAGACUAAGUGAAGCUGGUGUAAGACGUAGUUCAGGAAACAGUGUUGUUCUCACAGAAGAUACGGACAAAUUUAUUAUCGGCAAUCGAAUUUGGGUGGGUGGAACUAAACCCGGGCAAAUUGCAUACAUUGGUGAAACUAAUUUUGGAAACGGGGAUUGGGCUGGUGUAGUACUCGAUGAACCAAUUGGUAAAAAUGAUGGGUCCGUGAGUGGAACUAGAUAUUUUCAAUGUGGACCUAAGAGAGGCAUAUUUGCUCGUCUGACUAAUCUCACUUCUGCUCCUUUGAGUUCUGUUGAAGAUUCAAUGGUUCAAAGUUCAUUUGCCGCAACUAAACCAUUAGGGUUUUCAACUCCUAUGCCUAAACGGCAAGGUUCAACUUUAACAGCUACUAAAACUGCCGCAAAAAGUAUUAGUCAAACGCCAAUAGCUAAAAGUAGCAGUGAUUUAAAAAUUGGCGAUCGUGUUAUAAUUAGCAGUGGACAAGGAUCUAAAUUGGGAGUUCUAAGGUAUCGUGGUGCAACUCAAUUUGCACCAGGAGAAUGGUGUGGUAUCGAAUUAGAUGAUCCUCUUGGAAAAAAUAAUGGAAUUGUGGAAGGAAUUAAAUAUUUUGAAUGUGAAGAUAAAUUUGGUUUAUUCACUCCCAUUGCUAAGGUUUCCAAAUCGCCGAUGUCUGCCAGUCGAAUGUCGACCAAUUGUGCUAUUCACAAGGCAAAACGUUCACCAGGUUCUAUGAAUGGAUCUAUGAUCAGUGGUAUUACAUCAACCACCAUGUCAUCGAUACCAACUCGGCCAACAAAGGUAUCAGAUAUGGAUCGAUUAAAAUUAGAAUUAACUCAAAAGAAAAAUGAAAAUGAACUUCUUCGUUCACAAUUUAUUAAAGCGGCAAAUCAAGCCGAUGUUGCUGAAAAAAAAUUGGAAGAAACGUUAAAAGCUCAAGUUGAACAGCCGUCCGAAAUUCAAGUCAAUGGUAUAAUAAUGCUACAAAACCAAUUAGAUAAUAUAAAAAAACAAAUAGAUGAUGAAAAAGAAAAAGUUCAAAAUCUACAGUUUACCAAUGAAGAACAAAAUGUUGUAAAUAUUGAACUACAAAAUAAAAACGCUGAACUUUUAAUAAAGAUUAAAGAACUAGAUUUCGAUUUGGCUAAAGAACGAAGUCUAGCUAAAGAUGUAGAAAAAGAAAAAAUGAAAAUGUUUGAAAAAGAAGAGGAAUUAUGUAGAGUAAAAGAAGAGUUAGAAACUCUAAAAAAAUUAAUAGACAACAAUGAAGAUGAAUUACAAAAAUCUGUGUCCAAUUUAAGUUCAGAAGUAGUUGAUAAAGAAGCAAUUUUAAAUACAUUACGUCAAACAUUGAAUGAAAAUUCUCAAACCCAUGAUCGUUUAUUAAAAGAAGCUAAUGAAAAUUUAUCUGCUACCACAGAACGGUUAACCAAAGUAAUAGAAGAAAAAGAAAAAAAAAUUGAACAGAAUCAAGAGAUGAUUGACCAAUUAAACGAAGGUAUAAAAUGUUUGAGUGCAUUAAAGAAUGAAGAACAUGAUGAUAUCGUAAAUAAUCUUAAAAACGAGUUAUUAAAAUUAGAAAAUGAAUACAAAGUAAUCAUUAAUGAAAAAGAACAAGAUACUAAAAUUAUUCAAGAGAAGCAUAUCAAAAUUGAAAAUGAACUCAAACAAGAAUUAAAAAGUUUAUCAGAAAAUAAAAAUCAAGAAUAUCUUGAAAAACUUGAAAAACUUGAAAAUGUCAAUCAAAAUAUAAAUACAGAAUUAAAAGCAGCAUUAAAAUCUGUACAAGAUCAAACAACUGUAAUAGCUGAUCUAGAGAAAAAAUUUAAUGAUUUAGAACUUCAACAAGAUUCUACUAAAAAUGAAUUAGAAAAAAAACUAACUACAAAACUCAAAACUGUUGAAAAUGAAUUAACAUGUUUAAAAUCUGAAAAAUCAAUGUUAGAAGAAAAGCAUGAAAUUUAUGUGAAGGAAACAAUAAAUGCAACAAACACCUUGGACAAUAAAUUAAAACAAAAUAAUAUUUUAAUUGAAAAUCUAAAUAAAUCAUUAAAUGAGUUAACUUUAUCAAAACAAAAUGAAUUUGAUUCUAUGAAAAAACAAAUACUGCAGUUAGAAGGAGAACGGGACGAGUUAUUAAAACAACAAAGUUUAGAAUUAGCUACUAAAGAUGAACUAAUAAAUAUACUAUCCAAUAAACUUGAACUGUCAUUAACAGAGAAACAAAAACAAGAUUUAAGUAAUGCUAAUUUACAGACUGAAUUAACAAAUGAAACUACAAAGUAUCAAACAACUAUUAAAGAUUUACAAAACAAAAUUAAUGAAUUAGAAGUAAAUAUUGCAUCAAAUCAAGAAACAUAUAAAUCAGAACUAGAACUAUUAAGUAAUGAAAAACUAACAAGUACGUCAGAAAAUUUGAAUCUUUUAGAAAAAUUAAAGUCUUUGGAAAAUUCAAAGUUGAAUCUUGAAGAGAAAUUAGCAUCUAAUGAAAUAUGUAUACAAGAUAUUCAACAUUUAAACAAUGCAAUUGAAGAAAAAAAUAAAAUUAUUGAUGAUAAUCAAAUAAAAAUUAAACAGUUAGAUAAUUGUGUUAUACAAACCAAAAAUAAAUAUGAAGUUACUCUAAAACAAAAAGAAGAAGAAAUCAAGGAGCUGUUAAAAAUUGGAGAAGAAAAGAUGGAAAUAGAAAAGCUGUCAUUAGAAGAAAAAACUAAAGUUAUAUUAAAUGAUAAAGACAAAGAAACUUCAAUACUCCACAAAAAAAUUGUAGAUUUAGAAAAUAUCAAAAAAGAUUUAGAAAUACAAUUAGAAACGGGUAAAUCACUUGAACAAGAUUUGAAACAAUCAAAUGAAAUAAUCCAAGAUAAUAUUAAAACUAUUAAGGAUAACAAUUUGAAGAUUGAAAAUCUAAAUAAUUUAAUUAGUCUUACCAAAAAUGAGUUUGAAAGCAAAUUACAGGGAAAGGAAGUUGAAAUCAAAGAUUUAUUAAAAACUGCAGAAGAAAAAUUAUUCAUUGAAAAGAAACAAAUAGAAGAACAGAAUAAGGCAAUGCUGAAUGAGAAAAAUAAUGAAAUUUCCAAUCUCGUGGAAAAACUUAGUAUUUUGGAGAACACUAAAACUAGUGUUGAGCAACAAUUAAUUGAAAACAGCAAAAAACAAGAAAAUAUGAUAGCUGAACUAAAAAUAUCAAUAGAAGAGAAAACAAAACUUAUCAAUAAUAAUAAUUUAAACAUUGAACAGUUGAAUAGUUUGAUUGAAGAGUGUAAAGAAAAGUUUAAUUUAGAGUUGAAAGAAAAAGAAGACAAAAUGAAAGAGCUUAUAAAUAUGGGGGAAGAGAAAUUAACGGAAGAAAAAUUAACAUUAGAAAAACAUAGUAUGCUCAUAUUGGAUGAAAAGAAUAAUGAAAUAUCCAAACUCAUGGAAAAACUUAGUAUUCUGGAGAACUCUAAAACAAGUGUUGAGCAACAAUUAAUUGAAACUAGCAAAAAACAAGAAAAUAUGAUAGCUGAACUUAAAAUAUCAAUUGAAGAGAAAACAAAACUAAUCAAUGAUAAUAAUUUAAACAUUGAACAGUUGAAUAGUUUGAUUGAGCAAUGUAAAGAGAAGUUUAAUUCAGAGUUGAAAGAAAAAGAAGACAAAAUGAAAAAGCUUAUAAAGAUAGCGGAAGAGAAAUUAACAGAAGAAAAAUUAACAUUAGAAAAACAUAGUAUGCUUAUAUUGGAUGAAAAGAAUAAUGAAAUAUCCAAACUCAUGGAAAAACUUAGUAUUCUGGAGAACUCUAAAACAAGUGUUGAGCAACAAUUAAUUGAAAACAGCAAAAAACAAGAAAAUAUGAUAGCUGAACUUAAAAUAUCAAUUGAAGAGAAAACAAAACUAAUCAAUGAUAAUAAUUUAAACAUUGAACAGUUGAAUAGUAUGAUUGAGCAAUGUAAAGAGAAGUUUAAUUCAGAGUUGAAAGAAAAAGAAGACAAAAUGAAAGAGCUUAUAAAAGUAAGGGAAGAGCAGUUAACAGAAGAAAAAAAUAAUGAAAUAUCUAAACUCAUGGAAAAACUUAGUAUUCUGGAGAACUCUAAAACAAGUGUUGAGCAACAAUUAAUUGAAAACAGCAAAAAACAAGAAAAUAUGAUAGCUGAACUUAAAAUAUCAAUUAAAGAGAAAACAAAACUAAUCAAUGAUAAUAAUUUAAACAUUGAACAGUUGAAUAGUAUGAUUGAGCAAUGUAAAGAGAAGUUUAAUUCAGAGUUGAAAGAAAAAGAAGACAAAAUGAAAGAGCUUAUAAAAGUAAGGGAAGAGCAAUUAACAGAAGAAAAAAAUAAUGAAAUAUCUAAACUCAUGGAAAAACUUAGUAUUCUGGAGAACUCUAAAACAAGUGUUGAGCAACAAUUAAUUGAAACUAGCAAAAAACAAGAAAAUAUGAUAGCUGAACUUAAAAUAUCAAUUGAAGAGAAAACUAAACUAAUCAAUGAUAAUAAUUUAAACAUUGAACAGUUGAAUAGUUUGAUUGAGCAAUGUAAAGAGAAGUUUAAUUUAGAGUUGAAAGAAAAAGAAGAUAAAAUGAAAGAGCUUAUAAAAGUAGGGGAAGACAAAUUAACAGAUGAAAAAUUAGUUUUAGAAAAAAACAGUAUGCUCAUGCUGGAUGAAAGAAAUAAUGAAAUUUCCAAUCUCAUGGAAAAACUUAAUAUUUUAGAAAAUUCAAAGUCAAAUUUGGAGAAACAAUUGGAUAUUUACAAAAAUCAAGAACAUGAUAUAAUAAAGUUGAAGAAAGCUGUCGAAGAAAAAAAUAAAAUCAUAGAUGAUAAUAAUUCAAAGGUUGAACUUUUAAACAGUCUAAUUACGCAGACUAAGGACGAUUUUGAUGUGAGGCUCAAGGAAAAAGAAAAUGAAACCGACAAGCUUGUGAAAAUUGUAGAAGAUAAAUUGAAUGUCGAAAAGAUGGCAUUUGAAACACGUAUUAAAUCUUGUCUGGAUGAAAAAAAUACAGAAAUUAAAGUAUUAAAAAACCAAUUACAUGAGUUUGCAGAAAAUAAUACAGAAAAAGAAUUGAUGUUGAAAUUAGAAUCUAUUAUUAACGAAUUAGAAAAAGAGAAAUUACGGGCAUUGAAUUUAGAAGCACUAAAAAUUGAGUUAGAAAAAACUGUGUUACAACAUAAAACUGAAUUGGAGCUAUUAGAAGUAUCCAAAAAUAAUAUGCAAGAAGAUAUGGUUAAAACUAUUGAAAAACAACAAGGUCUUAAUGCCGAACUAACAGCUAAAACUAAAACAGAAUCAGAACGAUUAGAUACUGAAAAAUUAAACAUCCAAAAACAAAUUGAUGGACUACAAAUUGAGUGUUCUAGGCUACGAUCAACACUAGAAGAAAAGAACCAUGAAAUUGAAAAUCUAAAAGUUCAAAUGUCUCAAGAGUUGAAGACUACUGUUUCUUGCGAUGAUGAAUUGAGUCAGUUAAAAGCUUUACUUGAUAAGGGUCACAGUGCUCAAUCUCACUUGGAAUUCCGUAUUCAAGAGCUAACAGAUGAAAACCAUCGUUUGAAUGAACGUAUUGAAGGUGAUAGGAAUCUACUUCAGAAGAAUCAUAACAUUAUACAAGAAAAAUAUAACAUUGAUAAAAAAUAUGAAGAAACUUAUAAUAUUUUAAAAAUUAAAGAGAAUCAAAUUUUAGUGUUGCAAACUGAGUUGAAUUCUUGGAAAUUAAAGGAUACAGAGAAAUCCAAGAAUAAUAAUGCUCAAGAAAAUACAGAUAAAUCUGAAGCUCAUUUGUUAGCAGAGAAAAAUCAAGAAAUUAAAAUGUUGAAUUCAAUAAUAUUAGGCUUGCAUAAAAAGUUAUCUGCUGUUAUGGAAACUGAUGUUUCUGAAUAUGAAAUUGCGAAAAACCCUGAGAGCGUUUCAAAAGAAGAUUAUCAAAAGUUAUAUAAAACAGCUAAGAACAAUGUUAAACUAAAGGAGUGUGAAAAUUUAUCAUUGAAACACGAGAUUAAUAAGUUAAAAACAGAAAAUGAUCGUUAUUCUGAGUUUAAAACAAAAUGUGAAAUUUUAGAAAAUGAUAAAAAAACACUUCAAAAAUUGAUAGUUAGUUAUGACAACUCUAUUCCAACAAAUGUUAAAAGUGAUACUAAAUCUGAAACAGAAAAAAUAUUAGAGGAAAAAGACUGGCAAAUAAAUUUGUUAAAUAACAUAAUUGCUGAUCUUCAUGCCAAGGUGUCUGAUAAUAAAUUUAAAAUUGAAGCACUAGAAACACAAAUUUUAGACUCAGGAGUAGAUCAUAGUAAAAAAACACGUCUAAGAACUACUCGUCUUUAUUGUGAAAGAUGUGAAAUAUUUGAUUCUCAUGAUACUGAAGAUUGUCCUGAAAAACCAGAAUCUCCAAAAUUCCAAAGGAAACGAAGAGUAGUUAAUGAUGGUUCAAAUAAAAUGAUUGAUGAACCAUUUUGUGUAUGUUGUGAUAUGUUUGGACAUACAGCUGACGAAUGUGACAACUCAUUAACAUUUUAGUUUGGUGUGGACUAUGUUGCCUAUUGCUUGGUAUCAAAAUAAUUUAGUAAAUUAAUGUUUUUAUUAUUCUUAUUUAGAAUUAUUCAGUAAGACUGAUUUUAAGUAUACUUUUAAUUUAAUAGGUAUUCUAAGUGAGAAUUAUUUAUUUAUUUAUUGUCUGUUAUACAAUUUAAAUGUGAUAUUAAAUUUUAGGUAGUAAUUCA
Molecule: messenger RNA, 7418 nt
Organism: Metopolophium dirhodum (rose-grain aphid)
Lineage: Eukaryota; Metazoa; Arthropoda; Insecta; Hemiptera; Aphididae
Product: CAP-Gly domain-containing linker protein 1-like
Exons: 19
Coding region: 634-7215 (2193 amino acids)
Source: RefSeq, a predicted model, not a curated record